UGCCGUGAGAAUAACGUUAAAGAUAACAGAAUAUUCUCGAUAAAAAAUAAAUAUUCUGAUGAUUUAGUUGUAAUAACUAGUUGAACAAACAUGUAUUUUUCUAAAAUACCAAAAGAGCCCCUGCAUCUUAUCCCAAAGAAAAAAAACCUAACUAGCCCUCAGUUGCUCUAUGGAGAUCGCGUUCACUGUCAUCUCCUGCAUCGGUCCGUCGUCUUCAUCCCUCUGUGGCGUCGUCUGCAGCGGACGCUUGGUGGUCGGCCGUUCGUCGCCUCCUUCUCUCUGCGUUGGUCUGUUCUGCGUUAUUCUGUUCGAAAGUCUUCUGCGCUAUUUUCCCAUCCAAGCAGUCACUGUCUCUCGCGGUGCUUUGCCUCGCCUGAUGUCACUGCGCCGCAUUGCACCGCACCGCGCCGAGCCUCGCCGCGCCUGACCUCCCAUCUGGCCUCUCGUCCCCGUGCUGCGCCUCUCCUCGAUCUCCCUGUACUCGAUCUGUCACAAAAUAGAAACCACCUUGGGUGGAAGCUGUAUGAAUGAAGUUUAAGGAUAAUGUGGCGAAGAUGGAGGCUCAGAUUGACUAGGUUGGAUGCAGGAUUUGCGGCUGCAGUGGCUUGUUCCGAUUGACUUGUUGCAGUUGAAGGGAAUUUUGGAUUCGGAUUUAGUGCCAUUGAAGUUGAGAUAUAUACUGCUGAACCCAUGCUUAUGUUUAUCUAUUUAAUUGCCCUUCCAUUAUGUUAUGUGGAUUGAUGCCUUUAUCUUUAGUUAUAUUUUCAUCAUCAUAUAAUGGAAUGGUUUUUAUUUUAGUCUAUACAUUAUUGUUAACUAACAACUAUAAUUAAGAUCUUAUAUGAGUGUCUUGCCAUGCCGGAGUAUUCUUUCACUAU
This is a messenger RNA of Arachis ipaensis, 878 nucleotides long. Lineage: Eukaryota; Viridiplantae; Streptophyta; Magnoliopsida; Fabales; Fabaceae. The record is from RefSeq and is a predicted model, not a curated record.